CACUGCUUGCGCCUGCGUGCGUCACCCUUGACCUCUCCAGGUCACUCACUGCAACUGCCAACAAGCCGCAUGCGCGUUAUCGGUCCAGCGGAACUCAGGAGGCUGUUCUCAGACUCCGAAAGCUAGAUUCCUAUCUGGAAAAUAAUGAACAACAAAUUUGAUGCGCUGAAAGACGAUGACAGUGGAGAUCACGAGCAGGAUCAAGGCUCACCGAAAGACAGUGAAAAGGAAAAACCUGAAGAAGAGGAAAAGGAACAGAUCAUUAUAAAGAAAAAAAUGGUGGUUCCAGGGCCAGGAGAGCAUCCCCUUCAAUACAACUACACGUUCUGGUACUCAAGACGUACCCCAGGGAGACCAGCCAGCACUCAGAGCUACGAGCAGAACAUCAAACAGAUCGGCAGCUUCGCUUCGGUGGAGCAGUUUUGGCGUUUCUAUAGCCACAUGAUCCGGCCUGGUGACCUCACAGGUCACAGUGACUUCCACCUGUUUAAGGAAGGCAUUAAGCCCAUGUGGGAGGAUGAUGCCAAUAAAAUGGGUGGGAAGUGGAUCAUCCGCCUAAGGAAAGGCCUGGCAUCUCGAUGUUGGGAGAACCUGAUCCUGGCCAUGCUAGGGGAGCAGUUCAUGGUAGGAGAGGAGAUCUGUGGGGCUGUUGUGUCGGUACGCUUCCAGGAGGACAUUAUAUCCAUCUGGAACAAAACGGCAAGCGACCAGGGAACGACAGCCCGUAUCAGAGACACGUUGCGCCGAGUCCUCAACCUGCCGCCCAACACCAUCAUGGAGUACAAGACACAUACUGACAGCAUUAAUUAUUGCAGCUGCAAAAUCAUUGUGUCGAGAGCAGCUAAGCAACGCACAGCUGAUCAGAGCAUGGGAAGACUUCCAUGGUCUGGUGAAUGCUAGCGGUGGACGUUAGCCCCUCGCACGGAGACACUCUGCGAAGAGUUUGUGUGUAUAUUUGGCGUGUUGAGGGGUGGACGCGUCCAGUGCUGGAUACCUCUGCGUGGAUUGGCUCCGCGCAACAUGAGGACAGAGGAAAUAUCCGCAGGAACAGAGGCCCUAACGACCAUUCCCUAUUUUUGUCCAAUUUGAUGUUUGAAUGGACAGACAUGCCAGCGAUCGGUAAAGCGAACCAAAGAGAGAAAUAAUUGGUCGGCCAGAGGAAAACGGAGCCUGCAUUAUUCUAGUUUUGCAGGUUUUAACAUGUCAACUUGCAAGCAGGGGGAGGCUGUGUAACUGGCGUCCUUUUAUCUGGUUGUUUGCUGUUGACAAAGUGUACUUGACAAAAUACAACAAAACCUUUCAUAUAAAAAUGAAUGUCAUUUAUUGUUUAACAGAUUUCCCCCAAGCUGUUGACACAAGUCUGUGCUAAGGCGUUUUAGCGGUACUCAAACACAGCUACAGUGGACAAUGUUUUAUCACGGUGAUGUAUUUUAAAUACCAUUCCUCUGUGUCAUUCUGGACACAAUCACAUACUCAUUUUUGUGUACAAUUUAUCUGUGUAUACUUUAUGAAUCUGCAACAUUUUACUGUAUGACUGUUUUUACUCUGGACUGAGUCCUGUGAUGAGCAGAAGGUUUUAAGAGAGCUGUCUUUAGAGUUCACUACUAGCUGCUUACAUCGCUGUGCCUGGCCUCAAGCUGAGAGCCGCACUGAGUGUCUCUCUGAUCAGUUCUAGGUAUACAAUGUCCUCAAAGGGUUCAUGGAAAGGACUUUGCUUACAGGUACACAGUGGAAGUGUUGAGGCAAACUGAAACCAAUAUCCAUCACCUUUUAUAGUUUAUCAACAGAAUACAUGAAACUUUGGCCAGGAUCAGGGUUUGUUUUCGGUUUUUUUCCUGGACAGUAUUUCGUUUUGUCUCUUUCCAGGUCUGAAGUUUGUGAGGAAGUCUAAAUCUGCCCAAACUGUUGGUGCAAAUGAUGGAAGGAAGAAAAAAAAACUGGGAUGUGCACCUGAUGGAUUCUAGCAAUAAAAGUUAAAUAUGCAUCUGCUGCUAAAGCUGCCUCAGAUUCUUUCAUUCAUGAAAGCUGGAACAGAAAAGUAGCCAUAGAGCUGAAGAAUCCAAACCACUGUUACAAUCUUUUGUUUUUUUCUUCUUGCCUUUUUCCAUCUCUGCCAUCGACAGGAGCUUGUUGUACGUGGUGCAGUGUCCAUAUAGUGGUUGACCUGUAUGCAAGGUCUUCUCUCUUUGGUUAUCAGCUCAUCUCAAAGAACGUGAUUCAGUAAAGACAGAAGCAGGUUUGAUGAGGACUACCUGCCUUCUAAGCACAAGCUGUUUAUUAGCAGGGCUACAGUAUGUGGGUUGGUAUUUUAGCCUUGAGUGCAGACAUCAUGUUUGCACAGAUUUAAAACAAAAAUGUAUAAUCUAGAUGCUUUCAUUUAAAAUAUAAGAACUGUUAUUCCUGCUGUUGCAAAAAUAUAUUACAGAAAUAUAUUUUGAUACAUAAAUUUAAGCACAAAUCUAGAAUAAAGAACUGGUAAACUGA
This is a messenger RNA of Girardinichthys multiradiatus, 2484 nucleotides long. It is a transcript of the gene eif4e2, whose product is annotated as eukaryotic translation initiation factor 4E family member 2. Gene Ontology annotation, biological process: translational initiation. Gene Ontology annotation, molecular function: translation initiation factor activity; RNA 7-methylguanosine cap binding. The transcript has 9 exons. The record is from RefSeq and is a predicted model, not a curated record. NCBI's taxonomy places the organism in Eukaryota, Metazoa, Chordata, Actinopteri, Cyprinodontiformes, Goodeidae. Gene Ontology annotation, cellular component: cytoplasm; eukaryotic translation initiation factor 4F complex. The coding region runs from base 145 to 900 and encodes 251 amino acids.